Messenger RNA from Pseudocercospora fijiensis CIRAD86, 1805 nucleotides. RefSeq lists its product as uncharacterized. Gene Ontology annotation, molecular function: NADH dehydrogenase activity. The record is from RefSeq and is a predicted model, not a curated record. Bases 1 to 1584 code for a protein of 527 amino acids. The transcript is spliced from 4 exons. NCBI's taxonomy places the organism in Eukaryota, Fungi, Ascomycota, Dothideomycetes, Mycosphaerellales, Mycosphaerellaceae.
AUGCGCCAUCCAAUGCCAUCCCUUCCCGGCAAGCCGCAGGUGAAGAAAAAGCGCGCUGGCUUCUUCAGAUGGACGUGGCGCAUCACCUAUGUGUUGCUCAUCGGAGGCCUGAUAUACACGGGAUACAACAUCUAUCAAGAUCGUUACCCCGAGGAACAACACCCGCCAGACCCAAAUAAGAAGACUCUCGUGGUGCUUGGAACUGGUUGGGGCUCUGUCUCACUCUUGAAGAAGCUCGAUACCCAAAACUACAACGUCGUCGUCAUUUCGCCACGCAACUAUUUCUUGUUCACACCUCUCCUGCCAUCAUGUACGACGGGUACCAUCGAGCACCGGUCCAUCAUGGAACCAAUUCGCAAUUUCCUCCGCCACAAGCACACCUCUGUCAAAUACUACGAAGCUGAAGCCACCAAGAUCGACUACGAGAAGCGCGUCGUAUACAUCAGCGAUGACUCCGAAAUCAAAGGCACUGUUUCAUCUAAUGAGGUUCCAUUCGAUAUGCUGGUUGUUGGAGUGGGCGCUGAGAAUGCAACCUUCGGCAUCCCAGGUGUCCGCGAGAACAGCUGUUUCUUGAAAGAGGUCGGUGACGCUCAAAAGAUCAGAAAGCGAAUUAUGGACUGCUGUGAGACUGCUACAUUCAAGGAUCAGUCACCGGAGGAGCGCAAGCGUCUGCUGCACAUGGUUGUUGUUGGUGGUGGUCCAACCGGUGUCGAAUUCGCUGGUGAGCUUCAGGACUUCUUCGAGCAGGAUCUCAAGAAAUGGAUCCCAGAGAUCCAGGACAACUUCCAUGUCACCCUUGUUGAAGCUCUUCCAUCUGUGCUGCCCAUGUUCUCCAAGUCUUUGAUCGAUUACACUGAGAAGACCUUCAAGGAGGAGACUAUCGAGAUCCGAACCAAGACCAUGGUCAAGAACGUCACGCCAACAUAUAUCGAAGCCGAGUUCACCGACUCAAGUGGCAGGAAGCAGCUGGAAAAGAUCCCGUACGGACUGCUUGUUUGGGCCACUGGCAACGCUGUUCGCCCCCUUGUUAAGGACCUCAUCAAUCAGAUUCCGGCUCAGAAGGAUUCCCGACGUGGUCUCGCUGUGAACGAGUAUCUCGUGGUGAAGGGCACCGACAACGUCUGGGCCGUGGGUGAUUGCGCUGUAGCCAACUAUGCGCCAACCGCACAAGUCGCCUCGCAGGAGGGUGCCUUCCUCGCUCGCCUCUUCAACCAGAUGGCUAAGACUGAGGAGAUUGAAGGCAAGCUCUCCGCGCUUUCCGAAGAGCAAGGCAAAGCGCCCAAUCAGGAAGCUCGCGAUAAGAUCUUUGGCGAGAUUAAGGACCUGCAAAAGCGCCUGCGUCGUGUCAAGCAGAUGGGACCAUUCGAAUACUCGCACCAGGGCUCGCUUGCCUACAUUGGCAGCGAGAAGGCUGUCGCUGAUAUCUCCUGGCUGACCGGAAACUUGGCUUCUGGUGGUCAGCUCACGUAUCUGUUCUGGCGAAGUGCCUACUUGAGCAUGUGCUUCAGCACGCGCAACCGCGUCCUUGUCAUUAUGGACUGGCUGAAAUCAUACAUCUUCGGUCGUGACGUCUCACGAGAGUAAGCUUGAACCACUUCUUUCCAGUUUUGUACUCCGAACGAGCAUCCGCCCAAUGCACAACGGGCGUGGAUUUUUGAUACGGGUUUGUGAAAUGUGGUCAAGGAAGACUUAUAGACAGGAUACCGAGGCGUUAAGGUAGAAAGUGUGUGAGUAGCGACUUUGAAAUCUUCGAUACACAGUAGGAGCCCAUAGAGUCAUUGCUUGAGAAUGCACUUCGGGACGAG